UUGAGGGAUGGAAUAAUAGACUACAUCGGGAAACUACUACAUGUAGUUACUACAUUUAUAGUAGUUGUCCAAGGAUCCUACUUUCAUCUAAAACAUCUUUUCCUAUCACUGUAGCCCCCACUCUCUCUCUCUCUCUACAUUUUCUAACACCAACUCAAAAAUGGCGGAACUUCAACUUUUGCUCUUGCUCCUGCUAACUUUGCAUUCUUCUCUGCUACUUAUACCCUCUUCUCAAGCUGAAAUCUUUUUUGAAGAGAGAUUUGAUCAUGGAUGGAGAGAUCGUUGGGUUGUAUCAGAUUGGAAAAGGAGUGAAGGAAAGGCUGGUACUUUUAAGCAUACAGCUGGUAAAUGGUCUGGAGAUCCUGAUGAUAAAGGUAUCCAGACUUAUAAUGAUGCAAAACAUUUUGCUAUAUCGGCAAAAAUUCCUGAGUUCAGUAACAAGAAUAGAACUCUUGUUGUCCAAUACUCGGUGAAAUUUGAACAGGAUAUUGAGUGUGGGGGAGGCUACAUGAAGCUUCUUUCUGGUUAUGUGAAUCAAAAGAAAUUUGGUGGAGAUACACCAUACAGCUUGAUGUUUGGACCAGAUCUUUGUGGCACCCAGACCAAAAAGCUUCACCUUAUAGUCUCCUAUCAGGGGCAAAAUUAUCCCGUCAGGAAGGAUCUGCAAUGUGAAACUGACAAACUAACACAUUUUUACACCUUCAUCAUUCGACCAGAUGCAACAUACAGUCUUUUGGUCGAUAAUCGUGAAAGAGAUUCAGGAAGCUUGUAUACUGACUGGGAUAUUCUUCCUCCAAGAAAGAUAAAGGACACUAAAGCCAAAAAGCCUGCAAAUUGGGAUGAUAGAGAAUAUAUUGAUGAUCCUAAUAGUGUUAAACCAGAGGGGUAUGACUCAAUUCCUGCCGAGAUACCUGAUCCUAAAGCCAAAAAGCCUGAUAACUGGGAUGAAGAUGAUGACGGAAUAUGGCGAUCCCCAAAGAUCCCAAAUCCUGCUUACAAAGGACCGUGGAAGGCUAAGAAAAUCAAGAACCCAAACUACAAAGGAAAAUGGAGGACUCCAUGGAUUGACAAUCCAGAGUUUGAAGAUGAUCCUGAUCUCUAUGUGUUAAGGCCUAUAAAAUAUGUUGGUAUUGAAGUUUGGCAGGUGAAGGCUGGUUCAGUUUUUGACAACAUCUUAAUCUGUGAUGAUCCACAAUAUGCAAAACAAAUUGUGGAGGACUAUUUUGUCAAUAAUAGAGAGGCUGAAAAGGAGGCUUUUGAGGAAGCAGAGAAAGAGAGAAAGGCUAAGGAAGAAGAGGAAGCUCGAAGAGCAAGGGAAGAAGGUGAAAGGAGGAGAAGAGAGAGAGACCUACACCGGGGAGACAGAAGGCGACGUAAAAGGCAUGACCCGCGUGAUUACUUGGAUGACUAUCAUGAUGAACUAUGAAAAGUUGGGUGUGGCAGUUUCCAACAUUAGAGAUCUUCUGCAACAACAGAAGUUGCUUACAAUGCUGAAGUCUUACAAGUUGGUGCUCAGGCAAUAUGACCUCAUUCUGUAACAUUUGAACGAUACCUUUGGUUAUUGUUGUGGUCUUGAGGGGCUCCAUAUGAAAUAUGAACACAUCUACAUAUUGGAGCAGAUUGUACUCUACUACUGGGGUUUCAAGAACACAUUGGUUGAUAAUCUAAUUAACCCGUAUCUCUCAUAAAUGUUAGAUCGAUGAAUUUGCUUCUGUA
This is a messenger RNA of Beta vulgaris subsp. vulgaris (sugar beet), 1716 nucleotides long. RefSeq names its product calreticulin-3. The coding region runs from base 161 to 1426 and encodes 421 amino acids. The transcript is spliced from 14 exons. Gene Ontology annotation, biological process: protein folding. Gene Ontology annotation, molecular function: calcium ion binding. Lineage: Eukaryota; Viridiplantae; Streptophyta; Magnoliopsida; Caryophyllales; Amaranthaceae. The record is from RefSeq and is a predicted model, not a curated record. Gene Ontology annotation, cellular component: endoplasmic reticulum; endoplasmic reticulum membrane.